Platichthys flesus (European flounder) is the source of this 2320-nucleotide messenger RNA. It is a transcript of the gene plaub, whose product is annotated as plasminogen activator, urokinase b. Gene Ontology annotation, biological process: plasminogen activation; regulation of cell adhesion mediated by integrin. The record is from RefSeq and is a predicted model, not a curated record. The coding region runs from base 52 to 1476 and encodes 474 amino acids. Gene Ontology annotation, molecular function: serine-type endopeptidase activity. Lineage: Eukaryota; Metazoa; Chordata; Actinopteri; Pleuronectiformes; Pleuronectidae. The transcript is spliced from 11 exons.
UCUCAUGCACACUCAUGCAGAGAAGACUUUGGAUUUCAGCUCAGAGGAAACAUGAUCGAGUUGAGAAGCUUUGGCGCGUUGAUCUGGAUCUUUGCAGCUCUGACAACAACUGGAGCAGUCUUUUUGAAGGAAAGAGAGUGGAUGAGAAGUUCUUCCCUCUCUUCCUCCUCUUCCUCUUCCUCCUCCACCUCCUCUUCGUCUUCAUACUCCUCCUCAUUUGAGAGUUCAGGUAGAACUUGUCUGAACGGAGGAACCUCUGUCCCAUCACUGACCAGUGGGGAACACAUGUUCUGUCUGUGUGCUGAUGGUUUCGAGGGAAGACGCUGUGAAACAGUGGAAGGUCGUCAGUGCUACGACGGAGUGGGACUGUACUACAGAGGACGAGUGUCCCAGUCCCAGAGUGGACGGACAUGUGAGGAGUGGGAUUCAGAAACCAGAGAGAGAUUCAUGGCAUCAGACGUCAAAGCAGGAAGACACAACUACUGCAGAAAUCUUAACCUCAGAAGACGUCCUUGGUGUCAUGUUCGGAAGAACCAUCAGCUGCGGCGGGAGUAUUGUGAUAUUCCACGUUGUAGCUCAGAGUCACUUCCAGCUUCACCUUCACCAGGAUCCACAGAUCUGCCAGCUGCAGAAUGCGGCCGGCGCACCAGACCAAAGCAAACCAAGAUCGUGGGCGGAACAGUUGCCACAUUGGAGUCACACCCGUGGGUCGCUGCCAUCUUCCAUCGCAGCACAUCCAAGGAGAAGGUUUUCCGCUGCGGGGGGAGUCUGAUCUCCGCCUGCUGGGUCCUCACGGCCGCCCACUGCUUCCCCGACGGCUCUCAAACCAAAGAGCGGCGCUUCUCCGUCGCUCUGGGGAAGAACGCCCUGAACCAGAGUGACCCGACAGAGCAGACGUUCAGAGUGGAGAAGAUCAUCGUCCAUGAAGACUUCGACAACAGUGAGGGCAGCUUCAACCACGACAUCGCGCUGGUGAAGCUGAGGCCUCGAGGAGGUCAGUGCGCGGUGGAGAGCAACAUGGUGAAGCUCGUCUGUCUGCCGCCGCCUCUGCAGAACCUCCAGCCCGGUGUCACCUGUGAGAUCGCCGGAUACGGGAAAGAGAGUCACGGGCUGUGGUACCGGUCUCAGCUCCUCCGGGAGGCUCAGGUGAACGUCUUCUCCGACGCCGUGUGUCGACACCGGGACUAUUAUGAAAACAUGAUCACCGACAACAUGUUUUGUGCCGGUCGACCCGACUGGAGCCAGGACGCCUGCGAGGGAGACUCGGGCGGGCCACUGGUGUGCGAGGUCGACCACCGGCUCUUUCUGUUCGGGGUCAUCAGCUGGGGCGACGGCUGCGCCAAGGAGUUCCGACCCGGCGUCUACACCCGAGUGACCAACUACAACGGGUGGAUCGAGGAGAAGACGGGCCUGACCUGGUUCCCUCAGGAGUUUCCAACAGACUCAAGUGUUUACCUGGAAAAGUCCGCUGCUUGAAACCGUCCCUGAGAAACAAAUCCAGGGAUUAAAGUUCCUCUCGCUGCGAAGCUGUUAUGACGAAUUAGAUAAGUGUAAAUAAAACGUGAUUUUUAACUCGAGACACAAAACCCAAACUGACUUCCUGCUUCUCGUGAGUUGUCAGGUCAUGUCAUACCCUUCCCACGUCAAUAGGUGGCGGUAGUGAGUUCACUGUGGUGUUUGUGAAUGUGGACCACAGACAGUGAGUAAAGAUGGACGACAUGACAGCUCCCGAAACCAGAACAUCUCAAUCUGGAGUUUAGGUCAUAAACCGCCUCCUCCAUGUUAGUACAAGAGAAAUGGAGCUUUUCUCCAACUUCAAGUGUUUUUACUACAUUUCAUAUUCACCCAUUCACAAUCAAGUUCUAUAUAUAUGUAAAUGUUUAUAAGCGUCACACAGAUAAGCUGUAAGGAGUAAUUCAGGGCUCAGUGUUUUGCCCAAGGACACUUCAAAACUUGGGCAUGAAGACCAGUAGGUUGGUGACCGAACCACCAACCUACUGGUAAGUGGACGACCCGCUCCACCCCCUGACCCACAAAAUCUAAAUAUAGAAAAGAGGAGAUGGUUAAAUGAUGAUUAAAGUCAAAAUUCUCAUGAGGAAACUUAUUGUUUUUUUAGUGUCUUACGUAAAACGAAGUUCUGUUGUAACUUUCUCACAUAUGUAAGUCAUUUUAAAACGUUUAUUAUCCCUUCUGCUUGUUUCCUAUUGGUCUGUUCUGAGAGCAGAAUGUUUUUGUUCUAUAUUCAACUGUAAAAAGAAAAUAUCUAAACUGUUGGUUUAACCACACCAAAGAUGUAUUAAACACAGACGCUUCAUGUACA